GAUGAAGAUAAUAAACACGCGUUACCAAAAAGAUAUUGUAUUAUUUAUUAUACAUAUUUCCUGAAAUAUAACUCACAUUUAAGCACGUUGAAUGAGUGUAAGGUGACUUGUUAGUCUCCACAAGAACGUUAUGUUAAUGCUUAAGGCACCGGACACACUCCACCCACGGGAGUGAGGUAAGGCAUCUGAACUCCUCCCGGGCGGGGAGUUACGGGGGAGUAUAAAUAUCGCGCAGACGGCGAGCGUGCGCAGUCACCGGCAGCCACGAUGACUGAAAGAAGGAUGUUGGUGUUUCUUACACUCUUAUGUGUCUUAUGUUGUGUUCUAGGUCCAUCUCUUGCAUACAAACUAAACUGCACUUACAGUAAGACCCCUGAAGGCCACAUGUACAGUGUAUCACCUCCAUCAAGUUGCAACAAAAAUGACACAGCUGACUUUAGUUGGUCACAUAACAAGACAGUUUUGGCAACUCGCGAAACGAGGGUACCUGGAGUUGUGACGAGCAAUGUCACCACUGUGGUCAUAGACAGAUAUGUGCACAAGAUGGAGUAUGAAGUAAAUUGUGAGAACCGCCUAGCACGAGCCUCACUGUAUGGCCUCUGUGUUUCUUCUCCACAGGAUUGGGAGCACUACCCGGCCAACUGCAGUGCAAUUGAAGAGGAGAUCAAAGGUGACCAGAGGCGCGAAGGUGAGGAUGUGCUACAAGUCACAGUCUCUGAGAUGAGAUCUUUGUUGGAAGCGACCAGUUUAGAAAGGGAAGCAGUGUUUGUGUCCUCCAUGCUACUGUGUCACAAGACUGUUUCUUUCAUCUCAAUUGUUUUUGUAGCUAACCCCACCACCGUCAAGAUGGUGGUGGGGCUGGUGCUGGCGGUGGCGGUGGCUGGCGGGCUGAUCUAUAAAUUCAGAAAUUGCAUCAAAAGUGGUUGGGUGAAACUACGUGGUGUGAAAGAGACUGAGGGCACCUCGACUGUUGUCUACGUUAGCGAUGGACUAACACAAUGAGCUGAGACCUUCACCUCCACGUAAUUGGUGCUGACAGCCGGAGGUGCUGCCUUGAUCAUUUUCCUUCUUUCCUUACUCUGCGACUUCCUGAAAUUGUCUGACAGCAGAGAUAAGUUUUUACGCUUCAAUCAAACAAAUCAAACAUCUAUAAUAGGACUUUAAUAAUAUGGAUCGACUUUUUGCUUUUUUUCCACGUAUAUAAUCUUGGCAAUGGGACUAAUAUUUCUACUAUUUCUACAAACUAUCAAUGAAUUAGUGAUCAUUCAGGUCAAUCCUGUAUAUAAAUCAGAUUUACUUAACUGUGACCACAGUUGCCUUCAGACAUGUUUAUGACAGGACAUUUAUGACUCACAUUUCCCUUUUUUAAACACAAAAGAAAAAGAUUUUAAGGUUAUUUUUUUAAUCUCAUUUGACGACGCAUCUUCGGUCAGGAGCUGGCUGUGGGAUGCAAACAAAGCACAAACGAUAGUUUUAAAAGUGUAAAAGUAAUAUACUGUACUGUUUACAUACUGUAGAAAGUUCCUGACGCUGUGGAAGCUCAUGGACUCUUUGCUGGGCCAGAGCGUGCACUCUGAGGACCAAAGCUUAGCAGCAAUAAUACUGUAACGCUCCCAGAACUAUUUAUAGAAUAUAUAUAUGUAGUAUAUAUUAUACUACAUUAACUAUUUAGUAUCAUAUAUUUAAUGAUGUAUUUAAUAUUUAUAUAAAAAGCAUGUUUAUAGUGUGGGACAAUGCACAUAAUAUAGUUAUAAUAUACCCCUAUACACAUAUACAUAUACACAUUAUAUAUAAAUAUAUAUAUAUAUACAUGUGGUAAAGCAUUACCUCCUUGAUGGAGGAAUAAUACAUACAGUAUAAACACUAUAUGGAGUUGAUCUGCCUUCUGCGGCCAUAAAAGCUUGCACAACUCUUGGAAGAACCUUCCUCAAAAUGUUUCCACAAAAGAUGCCUUAGAGAUUGUCCUUCAUUGUAGAUAAGAUAUAUUAUAAAAGAAUAAUAUUAUAUAAUCAUAGGAAAGGGUUAGUGUUAAAGGAUGUAUGGUUGUUCUGGAUCAAACUGUGUUGUGAGCCUUUUAUGUCCACUUAUUUAAUGUCCCUGUCUUAAGCUAUUUAACUUGAUUAUUCCUUUUUUUCUGUCAACAAAAUCAUGUUUCACUGUCUUUUCUUACUUCUAAUCAAUAAAAAUGCACCAAAAAAAAAGGUCUCUUGUUUUUAUUGUUCCUGUGGGUGUGGUUUUGAUUGUCUGCUGAUUUUUUUGGGCCAAUCGAGAAGAGGCUGAUGGUGUCACUUGUGAGAAAGUGAAGUUUGUUUAAAGAUUCAGAUUGGAGGUCACUGUUUACUCACACAAUAUGAGAAAGUCAUAGGUUGUUAAUGAAAUAACUUCUUUAAGUUUAUAAAGUGACAAAACCGUCACUGUGGUGGAUAUGCAGGUGUUACAGUAUCAUGAGGAUGACUCAUGCAUGUGGUAUUUUGGUAAGAGAGCUGUGAGUUGGUUUCUGAGAGGAAACUCUCCGAUGGUUUUUUAGGUUUGUUGAGCCUGUCCUGUUUGUACAGUAACUCGUGAUUUGGCCCUUUCUUCAAGGUUCUGUAUAUUGCACAUUCUUAUAGCCUCUGUAUAAACUGUGUGUUUAAACAUAAAGAAACAAUACUGCGAUAUGUGUGGUAUGUGAGGCUAAAUAUGGUCUUUAGAUAAUAGAUCAGUAUCAGUAAGACAACUGUGCGUAUUAAUUAAAGUGUAUGUGUCAACUAAAGGGUGUGGCUCACCUGGCUGAGCGGGUCACUGCCGGUUCUGUUGUAAAUGUGUGUGAUUGACCCAGUAUUUGCUCACUGCUGUCGCUGAAAACUUCCCUGACUGGUUAGUUGACCCCUGCAGUUGUUCAUGAGUUCUGUUCACUGUGCAUAAAGAUGAGUUUGGGCUUGUGACUUGAAUAAACUUAAACUCAGCAGUUGUCAGACA
Messenger RNA from Solea senegalensis (Senegalese sole), 2958 nucleotides. RefSeq lists its product as uncharacterized. The record is from RefSeq and is a predicted model, not a curated record. Lineage: Eukaryota; Metazoa; Chordata; Actinopteri; Pleuronectiformes; Soleidae. Bases 268 to 1002 code for a protein of 244 amino acids. The transcript has 6 exons.